This is a messenger RNA of Astrephomene gubernaculifera, 3080 nucleotides long. Lineage: Eukaryota; Viridiplantae; Chlorophyta; Chlorophyceae; Chlamydomonadales; Astrephomenaceae. The record is from the annotation of a GenBank genome assembly.
GGGUAAAGCAACCUGGUCUUACCUAUGCACAAGUCAUGCGUUUACGUCCGAAAAGUACAUGGAUACGUGAACACCUUUUUCCCUCCUUUGUUUCUUUACCCUUGUCCAAAGGUUUUGGGUGGCGAACCUAAGGGAAUGAGCCCGUUUCAUCAUACAACAUGGCUCGGGUCUUCACUGCUAAACGUAGCCUUGUGCGCAUUAAUGGUAAUCUCAAUUCGCUCAAUCGACGGUCUUCCCGCAAGGUUCAACGCGUCUGAGUAUGCCGGUAUCCAUUCUAGGCUUCCAGCUAUCAUAAAGGAACGCGUCAGCGGAAAGCACUGCGGCAACUGGUAUGUGCCGUACAGUCAAAUGCAAGCAGCCACACGUGCUGCUAACUCCGCUGCGGCUUCCGACGACAUUGGCUACUGGUCAAUCGCCAACGCCGCCUCGUCAGCCACCUUUCAGCCCGCCCGAUCUCGCUACACCGUAAUGCGAUCCUCAGAGUCAGGACUGGGGGACCGCUUAGGCUGCAGCCUCACGGUAUUCUUGCAUGCCCUGCUAUCCAACCGUGCCUUCGAGUACGAAUGGUACGGACAUCACGUGUUGUGGGAUUCGUACCAGUCCUUUUGGAUUGACUGGCGCGUGCCGCCGGAGAGUGCUGACGAGGGCGUUAUAAUGCGGGCUGAGGACGGAACCGUGCUGCCAGUCGUGACUGAAAACCAUUUUUGGAAAGACCCAAAUCGCAGUCGCCAAAUCUCAAACUUUUAUCUCAGUGGAUAUCAAUUGGCGGAGCGUCAUCUCAUGACGCAGCUCUUCACCUCGGGAGACAUAUCCACCUACGGAGAUGACAAGGAUGUCGUAAUUUGGAAACUUAACACCGGACUGCUGAUGAAAGCCUUCAGCAACCCGCAGCAUGCGCGGCGAUUGCAGGAACUGGGCUUGACGUGGCAGUACGCCGUACCAUGCAUCUUCAACUACCUGUUCGUACCUUCUCCUGAAGCUCUGGCGCCCUUCCGUGCGGGCGAGCUGUUGCAGAAGCUGCUGGACCCGGAGAAUUUCGUGAUCGGAAUCCAGAUCCGUCUGGGCGACUGGGUGUUCAAGACCGGCGGAGGCGACCUGAACCAUGGUGCCGGCCACUUUGCCUGCGCGCAACAGCUCACGGACGAGAUCACCAGGACCUACAACCUUGGCAAUAACAACAACCCCGCAGCAGAAUCAGCCUCUAGCACCACAGGAGCCCCCACUAGCCCCGCAGCAGUAGCCCCCACUAGCCCCGCAGUAGCCCCCACUAGCCCCGCAGUAGCCCCCACAUGGCUCGAGAAAGCAGAUGCCAACCUCAACGCCAUGUUCAACUCGCGAUGGGUCAAAGCCGGCCGGCGCUCCCUGGGUCCUCUUCAAGAGCAACCACAACAAGAGCAGCAACACCAGCAGCAGCAGCUGGGGAGGCGGCAGCUACGGCAGGAGCAGCAGCAGCCCGCCGACCCGCCUGCUCCGGCCCCCAAGAACGUCUAUUGGUUCCUCAUCUCCGACUCCGCGGCGCUGCGGCGGGCGGCUAUGCAGAAGUACGGCAGCGAGGGGAAGCUGCUGGUGGCGGAGAGUGUGCCGCUGGACCACGUGCAGGACUUCCCGCAGCACAAGCAGCUCGGUCUGCACGUGGCCGCGGGCGAGGUGUGGUUGUUCGGACAGGCCUCCGCGCACAUCAUCACAACCGCCUCCGCAUUCGGUCGGCUGGGAGCGCUGGGGGCCGGGCCGCGGCCACCCCUGCCCGGCGGGCCGGAGGGCACGUCCACGUCGUCUUACCGUAUCUUUGGGGUGCCCGGAGGCGGCUUCCGGGGGACGUGCUCGCUAUCGCGCCCCGACUCGCUAGAAACCGUGGCCGGCUGGUAUAUCGGCAUGCGCAGUGAUUGAGAGGGGAAACCCAAUGACUUGAACACGGCACACGUCCUCGCGGGGACCCGCAGCCUCGCCUGGUCGUACAUCCUGUGCGGUGGGCGCUGUGUGCCUGGUGGCGGCGGUUGGCGGCUGGUUCCCGCCUCGUUACACUAAUGCAUACCGCUUAUGUGUCUGCAGCUAUGGUUACUGUGGUCCAGGAAUUGGGUAUUGGUUUAUUCUCGUGCCCUGCUGUGAGCCUUUGGCCACUGAUCCGUCUUUUCUGGUUUUGCGCGCUGCACUGUAUUGUGUAUGGUAUUGUGGCAUUGGAGGUAUGGCGUUGGCAGUAUGGCAUCGGAGGUAUGGUAUGAAUGCUGCAUGCUGAUGGCAUGCUGGUGGGAUAUGGUCACCGUACUUACUUAUUUCUUAUCCCCGUAUUUACUUCUUUCUCGGACGACUGCGAUACCUGCUGUGUGUCCUGUGGGGGUGCUGCCUCGUGCUUAAUUUGCGGCUGACAAUUAUGUGUACACAACCUCCUGAAAAGAGGAGUGCCAUACGCCGUAGGAGGCGGCAAAUGGUCCUGUGUAGAUAACGUUCAGCACCGUACGUGCAUUCGUUGCUUGGGAAGAUGGCUGCGGAAGAGGUGAGGUGGCGUGUUAGAAGCAGGAGGGGAGAUAGAGGCAGGUUUAGCGAGGACGUGUUAUUAAGGAGAUUAAGGCAGGUUUAGCGAGGACGUGUUGUUAAGGAGAUUAAGGCAGGUUUAGUGAGGACGUGUUUUUAAGGAGAUUAAGGCAGGUUUAGCGAGUACUAAGGCAACAGACACCCAACGGUGCAUGCCGCUUCUAGUGGAUUUCGGCUCUAGACGGCACACGGCACAUACGGAGUCGGACUUUGGCAUGUGCACUGCUUGCUGCUUACGAUAAUGGGUACUGGGUACUGGGUUCCGUAAAAGCUGUUGGAAUGCGGCAUUUGGAAUGCAUUUGGGGUUGGCGUGGGUACCACGCGCAUGCGCACAUACUAUAUACAGGGGUGUAUGUAUCGUCGUAACUCAGCUGCAAGGCUGUGCAAUCGUGAGCUGUAGGUGCAUCGCUUGUGCGUACAUUGAUACACGGGGAAUGGCUCGCCUCUCUUGAACAAGUCGAGGUAGCACUCUGCUGCAGAAGUCUGCUGCUGCCAAGAUGGCUGGCGCCUCGUUACUACACAGAAAGCAUUGGAGCACGGUUUCAACCAUG